Molecule: messenger RNA, 2981 nt
Organism: Megachile rotundata (alfalfa leafcutting bee)
Lineage: Eukaryota; Metazoa; Arthropoda; Insecta; Hymenoptera; Megachilidae
Product: ATP-binding cassette sub-family G member 5
Biological process (GO): transmembrane transport
Cellular component (GO): plasma membrane
Molecular function (GO): ATP hydrolysis activity; ABC-type transporter activity; ATP binding
Source: RefSeq, a predicted model, not a curated record
GAAACUGGAAAGAAGAGUCGCCGGAAUGGAGGAGCACCAUUACCUUGACUCGACGAGGCUCGUUUGAAAGCUCAUCCUGAAUACCGGCGAUACCGCAAAGCAUGGGUUCGGAAGCGUGGGAGCUGGAACGAAGAUAUUCGGUUCCGGGAGCCUUGGACACCAGAGGACUAGAACCACCUGCCAGCGAGGACUUGCAUGCCUGGUCCAUCUACAGGCAAAAUCUAAACUCCGAUUUCACGGAUUCCGCUCUGGGAUCCGCAGAGAAGUCUCCGCUUCCCUACGGGAACUUUCAGCUUCGCGAUUCGACGGUGCAGAGCAUUCUCAGGCAUCCCAGAUACGGGCCAAAGAGUCCUCUGGCUAGCAACUCGUAUACCUAUCUGAAAUUUGGCUUGCCGCGAGUUCUGCCUCCCAGUUCAAGGAAUCGCGAUGGCUCCAGCGGUUACGACUCCAGCGAGGAAGGCCGUCGAGUGUCCCAUGCUGGCACCUCUGCCCACGGGACGACCUCGGCGAUGCGCUCCGCGAGAAGCGAUCCCGAUUUCAGACACGUUCACGCGGUGCCAAGAGAACACGCGCAUUCGCAGCUAACGGUUUCCAGAGAGAAUCCGCGGCUGAGGAGCGCGAGCGAGGCGAAUCUUCUUCAAGGAGGAGCAAAGAAUAAUCGGAGGCACAGCAUAGCGCCAAUAGAUCCUGGCUACGGGGUCCAUGAACCUAGAGGCCACGGUAUCCUGGGUCCAGAGAGUUACACGUUGCCCAUCAGACCAGUGCCGUGUCUUCAGCACCCUCAUCUUCAACUGCGAGGCGUCGAAGCCGCAGGGUCAGAUGGACUACCUUUGCUUCGUGGAAUCACUCUGGAGGCUGGAGCCACCGAGGUCCUGGCUAUCAUGGCGACCACGGAGAAGGAGGGUAAGCUGAUCGUGGAAACCAUUGCUGGCAGGAAACGCAUCAAGCGGGGCGACAUCCUGCUGAAUGGAAGAUCAGUGUCCUCACGAUCCUUGAGGUCUCGAGUAGCUUAUUUAUCUACGGAGUGCAGCCUGAGCCCGGGUUUAACUGCUCAACAGACUCUCAGUUUCUAUAUGUUGCUCAGAGGUGGUCCGAACACUUCCAAGCUUGAGGCUGAAGCAAUUCUGCAGGAACUUGGCCUGGAAGCCACUAAACACUGUCUGGUGAAUUCUCUGACCACUUCUGAGGCAAGAAGACUGGCUUUAGCGUGUCGAUUGUUGCAAGACUCUCACAUUCUGGCGUUGGACAGACCUACGCAUGGGUUGGACAUUUUUGAUGCCUUUUUCCUAGUGGAUUAUUUAAGGCAGUGGGCCAAUAGGGGCCAAAGAUUAGUUGUGCUGACGCUGCAUCCACCUACGUAUGAAAUAUUGACCAUGGUGUCGAGGGUUGCACUGACUUCCGGUGGCAGGAUCAUGUACUCCGGUCCUAGGAGGGAUAUGUUGCCAUAUUUUGCGCUCGCCGAAUUCCCCUGCCCUCCUUUCAAGAAUCCUUCUGAUUAUUAUCUUGACUUGGUAACCCUGGAUGACCUAUCUGCAGAGGCAAUGCUUGAAUCAUCACAAAGGAUAGAUCAUCUGGCUGAAUUAGCAAGGACAAGACUGCCGCCGUUAUGUGAUCCUGGACCACCUGGUGCACUGCCACCCUCCAUUUCCAGUCCUAAUAUAUUUACUCAGAUCUAUGCGUUACUCUUAAGAACGCUGAUCUACAGUCAGCCAUGGACGCUAACUAGACUUCUCCGCAGAAUAGUCAUCUCUGCAUCGCUUAGUAUUUUACUUGGUGCAAUAUUUUGGGACGUUGCUGGGGACUCGAAUUUACAUUUAAGAGAUAGAGUAGGUUUCCAUUACGCUAGCUUAGGUAUCUUCUUCUGGCCACUAACCUUAAUAGCGAUCUGCGAGGUAGCUGAUUGCAGACCAAACGUUGAAAGAGAUAUCAAAGAUGGCCUCUAUGGAAGAUUUAUAUACAUUUUAAUGGAACUAAUUUGUGGAAUAUUAUCCUGGUGCAUAGUUUAUUUAAUAUACUUGGCACCAGGCUAUGCAAUGUCAGGACUGCAUUUGGUACCGGAUGAGAAUCUAACAUCCCUCUGGAACUAUCUUGGCAUCGGAUUACUGUAUUUAAUUCUGCAACACCUGAUCUGUACUCUGUUUGCUCAUACUUGCAAGUGGACAUAUUUGGCUUCUCUGUUUGCUGGAAUUGUGAUUGGUGAGAUGACUUUAGCCGGAGGAGUGACUUUGCACUUAGAAAACUUGCCAGGCUGGUAUCAGAAGAUUAGUCCGAUGCAAUGGUCCUUGUCUCUGCUAUUGCCUGCGCUACAUCAGUCAGAUGCAAUGAACAAAUUAACUAAUUGCAAGCCAAAACAAAUUCAGAGGCAAGAUAUUAUUGUUCAAGCAGCUUGUGAACCACCGGAUGGUGCUUUGGCAUUAUAUGAAAUUACUCUAGACAGACUCAAUGUGCGAGGAGAACUUUGGCUAGGAAUAGGAAUAGCCAUUGUCAGUGUAUUAAUUAUACUGGUAUUCCUAUGCAUUAGGUACACCACUCCUAAAAGACUUAGAAGUGCACCCAAUAAGCCAUAAUGUGCAAUAAUUUUUCAAUGAUUAAAGGAGUAUGCUCCUGAAUUAGUAUAAAAAUGUUAAUCUGCUCAAGAUUGACAGAAUAUAUCUGUUCUUCAUUAUUGUAAACGAGUAACAAAGUAUUCCUUUAACGUUACAAUUUUGUAAGUACAAGUAUAGAUAUUAAUAAGAAAUGUACUUCAUCGCUUUGUUAUAAAGUAUGUUACUUUUGUACUACAUCAUGUUCAUUGAUUUUGAUUCUUGUCUAUAUUAUUUGUGACUUUUUAAAGCGAGAAGCUUCAGAAACUUGCAAAAUAGACUUGUAAAAUGAAGUUCCAAAAUUCAAUGAACAAUGAACUAGUGGUCCUCUUGAACGCUUCAAAAUAACUUGUAUCUGUAAUGCUAUAAUCAAACUGAAAGAAAAAUGUUUUUGUCAAA